This is a messenger RNA of Pyricularia grisea, 3255 nucleotides long. RefSeq lists its product as uncharacterized. Lineage: Eukaryota; Fungi; Ascomycota; Sordariomycetes; Magnaporthales; Pyriculariaceae. Gene Ontology annotation, cellular component: nucleus. Bases 1 to 3069 code for a protein of 1022 amino acids. The record is from RefSeq and is a predicted model, not a curated record. Gene Ontology annotation, molecular function: ATP binding; DNA binding; ATP hydrolysis activity. The transcript has 2 exons.
AUGUUGGCUGCCUCGUCUCCCAUCAACUACCCGCAAACCUCAUCACCACCCCUGAAACGCCGCUUGCCCUCCCCGUCCCGCGGCAGCCAGAAUGCGUCCCAGAAGGCCAAGGCACGAACACGGGGUGGAUUUAUAGACGACGACUCCUCCGAUGAAGACGAGUUAGGAGACAACACCGGCCCCGCCCCAAAAAGAAUACUGGUGGACGACGCAAGCACGCAAGAAGAAACGCUUCCAGACGCUCAUAAUGAUGGCAACGAAUUACCAUCUCAAACCGUUGCAGUAGAGCCGACUGUUGACUUGGAAGAGGAGAGACGAUACCAGGCACUGUUCGACCGUCCCAUCACACUUGAAGACCCGGAGGACGACCAGGAUGCUGUAGGACUGGACUUGGAGACGCUCACCCGCACCCUAAAUAUUGAGACCUGCUCGGGCAAGCUACUGCCCAUCAGACACAGGAAGUUGACUAAGCCUGCAACCUACGAGGACAUGGUGGCUUCUCGAUCUCGACACAAAGAGGGCCGUGCCAAGAAAAGCUAUUACGGGAUUGCGAUACAUUCUCUAAUCGAUGCUGCCGCAGAGGAAGAAAAACAGCUGCGGGCGAAGCAAUUGGCAGCCAAUGUCUCUGCUGCGGAGGCAAGACCAGAUCAAGCCGUACCGUCAGUCGAAAGCCAGCUACCUGAAAGCAACGCGGGACGGAAGCCCAAGAAGACACUACUCUGGACCGAGAAGUACAGAGCAAAAAACUUCAUGGAUCUUGUUGGUGAUGAUCUCACCAACAGGCAAGUUCUCCGCUGGCUUAAACGGUGGGAUCCCUUGGUGUUUCCCCACGCAGCCAAGUCAAAAGCUGCCGCCAAAGCGUCUCGACGGGGUGCGGCUCAUCAGCAGCAGCAAACGGAAGACGAUAAACCCCACAGGAAAAUUCUUAUGCUUACCGGGCCACCUGGUCUGGGAAAGACCACACUGGCUCAUGUCUGUGCCAAACAGGCUGGCUAUGAGGUGCUCGAGAUCAACGCCAGUGAUGACAGAAGUCGCGAUGUCGUCCGCGGUCGCAUCAGGACCAGUCUGGGCACCGAGAACGUCAAGACAGUUGAGCAGCACAAGUCUGCUGAUGGCAAACCUCCGAAAGUGGCCCGUCCUGUCUGCGUCGUAGUUGAUGAGGUCGAUGGAGUUGUCUCAGGAUCUGGCGGGUCCGGCGAGGGCGGUUUCGUCAAGGCGUUGAUCGACUUGGUCCUGACCGAUCAAAAGAAUAGCGCCUCGGGUGCUGGUAGUUCUAGCAAGACCAACCGGCGUAAGAAGGGCGACGACUUUCGACAGAUGAGGCCACUUAUCCUCAUCUGCAAUGACGUCUAUCACGUCUCACUUAGGCCAUUGCGGCAGUCUGGACUAGCCGAGAUUGUUCAUGUUGGUAAGCCAACCAUCGACGCUGUGGUGACGCGCCUCAAGAGCAUCUUUGACAAGGAGGGCGUCCCAUGCGAGAAAGACGCAGCACGUAAGCUGUGUGAGUAUGCUUGGGGCAUGAACAGCGGGAUUGACGCCCGUCGUGGCGCCGAGAGCACGGUAGAGGGUGAUCUUCGUGGCGUUAUGGUCGUGGGAGAAUGGGUUGCAGGCCGUAUCAAAGCACUCUCAACGCAAACCGGUGACCCGCCACGUCUGACAAGACAGUGGAUUGAUCAGAACGUUGCUGCUGAGCUGGCACAUGGCGGUGGAGGAGCCAGGGGCUUGGGCAGAGGCAGUGCCAAGGAUGUCGUUGCGCGAAUAUUCCAGGAGGGCGCUGGCUUCCCCAAGCAACAACAGGCCAUGGACAAGAGUAACAAACAUGCCCGACGUGAGCAGCCCAAGGUUCAGCUUGGCUUUGGAGAACAGGACAAGAAGCAAGCCAUGGAGCGCCUGGGCGAAAUGGUCGCAGCCAGCGGCGAGGUGGAUCGUAUCAUGACCGAGAUCUUUGCCGAGUGGCCGAACCGCGAGUUUAGCGACGACUGCUACUUGACGAAGCCCAACACAGCAUACGAGUGGAUGGAUUUUCACGACUCUUGCUCCUCUCGUCUCUUUUCAAGCCAAGAAUGGGAGCUGGCUCCAUACCUAAGCCAGCCGGUCCUCGCAUGCCACCACCUCUUCGCAUCACCCCGUCGACAUGUCGCCGCCAAUGCUGGCUAUGACAAGAAGUGGGGCGCAGAUGCCGAAGGCGAAAAGGAUGUAGCACCUGUUCCAUUCUCAGGCCCGCGAGCCGACUUUGAGGCGCGCGAGGCAGGAAAACAUAACCGUGCUAUGCUUCAGGCCAUUCAAGCACAGUUGACUCCGGCGUUGGGCAGAGCUUUCCGAAGUCCUGAGCAUGUGGCCACUGAUUUCCUACCAUAUCUUGUUCGGCUCGUGUCUCCCAACGUCAAGCCUGUGGUAGUUGGCGGAAGCGGUGGUGAUAAGGGCAUGAGCUCAAUCGCGAGCGUUCGCCGCGAAUCGGAAAAGCUCAUGGUCAAACGAGCCGCCGAGGUUCUCGCUGAGGUAGGCAUCGAGCUGGUCAAGGGCAAGAUCGAAGAGGCAAAUCCGACGGCGUUCAGCAGGACGCAGUGGGUUUAUCGGAUGGAACCCGAUCUUGAUGCUCUGUCAACCUUCGAAACCAUGGGCGCCUACGUACUCAGCACACAAGCACCAACUAGGUACGCUGUAAGGCAGGUUCUGGACCAGGAACUUCAAAAGACUAUUGCGCUCCGUCAAAAUGCAGCCAGACAAGCCCGGUUUCAGGCUGGUAAAGGCUCAGGCGGUGGCAACGACAAGGAGCUGCAUGAGUUCGACGACAAAGAGAACAAGAAAGGCGGCAAGGGGUCCGAUACUUCUGCCGCAGCCCUGGCAGCCGCUGCCCCCGCCGUCAAGCGGGACUUUUUCGGCAGGGUUAUUGUGGAAGCACCAAGGCCAUUGCGUGACGCGGAUGGCAACUCGAGGGCAUCCAAGAAAGCCCCCUCUGGUGGAGAGGGCAAAGACCAUGAUAAGAUGAUUUGGGUAACGUACAACGAAGGAUUGAAUAAUGCAGUCAGGAAACCAAUAUCUUUGGAAGAGUUUCUCCGGGGCUUGUAAAGCAGAGACUUGUCGGCACCAGCAUCUGACAACCGUCAACCGCCCGUUGUUAAAAUGAAUAUAAUGCGAUUUCAACCGUCUCGAAGAGACUUGACUGGAAAAUAUUUGAUGCAUGACUUCCGUCAACCCCACGCAAUCAAGAAGCCUCACCAGCGAUUUUACCACUGAACAAUCAAUCAAUUGGCU